Messenger RNA from Ceraceosorus guamensis, 2772 nucleotides. RefSeq lists its product as hypothetical. The record is from RefSeq and is a predicted model, not a curated record. Lineage: Eukaryota; Fungi; Basidiomycota; Exobasidiomycetes; Ceraceosorales; Ceraceosoraceae. The coding region runs from base 1 to 2772 and encodes 923 amino acids. The transcript has 5 exons.
AUGGCGCAUACAAAGGGUAAGAGGGGCGACAGACCGGUCUCUCGAGAGGGAACGACAUCCGCUCGACCAUCUCGAUCUCCCAGCACAAGGCGCUCAAUCUCUAUGACCAGAUCUCCGGAUGUCGAAAAUGCUUCUUCGCUGUCCGAAGCCGAGUCGUCGAAUUCCGAACCUGCUAGACCCUCCAUAGGUCAGACGCUCGCAGAUCAGUUCAGGGCUCGAGCUUUAGCCCAGUCGACCAAGGAAGGCGAUAGCGACGAUGACCUCAACUUGCCGCCCGCGCUUGACAUCGCAGGUAUUGCGGACGAUGAAGAUCUGCCAGAUCUCGACUUGGAAACAUUGACGGGUGCCAGGCCGAAAAGAUCCACGGCAAAGACGGACGCGUACAAGAUGCGCGCUCCGAAAUUCGCUCCUUCUCAAAGGCGCCAGGAUGCUGCAAAGGCAAAGGAGUCAGCGGCUGUGAAAGCUGGAAUUACUUCUCCAUUGAAAACAUCUACGGACAAGGAGCUGACCAAGUUGUUUGCGCAACGCAAAAAGAUGAAGCAGAUGGGCACUGACUUGGCGGGAAUGGAAGAGGCGGACCGCUUCAUGCUCACCUUUACGCAGCAGAUGGCAUCGAGAGGACAGACGAGUACGGACGACGAGGACGACGACGGACAGCAUCUAGAUGAGCAGAGCGACGCUAGCUCUUCGGGCAACGACGCUCUUGGUGGUAGGACAGCUCAGACAAACGUGGCUAAUGCCUCGCGGAAGCACAUCGCCCUUUCUGACUCAGAAGCGAAGAGUCCCGCGAACGAGAUCAAGAGGGUCGACAAUGCCAUUAGAUCACGAGGAACAAGGAAGAAGCGAAAAGCAGAGCACGGCUCCGAGAGCCCGGAGGCAAACGAGGCUGAAGAUGUUCUUGCCAUACUUCACAAGGACAGGUCACCUGGAAAGAUGCGUGGCGCGCAUCAUAAGCUCAGAUUCAAACACAAGCAGAUGUUUUGGACUUCUGUACCAGUACCGUUCCAUCUUCCACGUUUGCCUCCCGGGGAUAAUCCCAACCCGCUGACCGAAGCUCUAGCAGAUGCUUUGUCGUAUGCGAGUGGGCAAGAAACGCUGGCGGCUUUGCUGCGCUCUGAGCUGUUCGCAUCUUUCCUGGCACUGGAGGAAAGUGCAUCGAAGAGGAUGCUGGACGAAGAGGAAAGGCGCGCAAGCAGUCCGCUGUCAUCCACUACCUCAGAGAGCAACGCGCCGUCGCUCGCCGAGUGGCUGACCAAAUUGAUUCUCCAAGUCGACUCGCCUGCGCUCUCUGCCUCUGCUUUCGUGGGCUUGCGCAAGCUACUACUCGGCCUCAAAUUGGCCAAGACAGCCCUCUCUGCAGCGAGCGCAAUCCUGAAUGAUGCCCUCGUUGCGGUCUUGACCGCCCUGCCGGCUGCGCUGGCCGAUCUUGGGGCAUCACACCAGGUGCUGGCGGCGAUGUAUGACUGUGAUGUUUCAGACAUCGCCACAGAAGCACCAUUGUCUCAACAAGUGCCACAACAACUUGUGGUCGGGCGCGCCUCGCACAAAGGAUCUAGCGCAUGGUCCACAGGUCGAGAGGACGCUUUGGAGCGUCUGCUCAAUGUGUUGGGCGUCAUUGCGGACCUGAUCGCUACACUGACGCUUGACUCACAAGCCGUCUUAGCUUGCAACAACACAGCAGUGCUACUGCUAUUUCUCUUCCAUUUGGACGGUGCGAAUGGGCGUCCCUCGCGCAGUUAUUGCACAACACAGCACGCUGAGCUCAUUGCCAAGUUUCAAGGCGUGCAAAAACCUGCGCGCCCCGAGGCUUUGCUCGAUCACUCCUGGAAAUGCUCAGCUCGCCUACUUGCAGCGAUUGGUGCCAUCCAAUGCGACGAAGCGGCGACUGUGAGAAUCAUCUUAGCUAUGCCUUCGCUGGAUUUGCAAGGCGCCGUUGCGCGGAGUCGCACCGCGUACAUUCGGCUAUUGAGAUCCUCGCAAGCUGACAGUAACGAGAUGAAGAAAGCGUUGCCUUUGGAAUCGCUGGCAAACCGCCUGAAUUCAAGUGAUGAUAAUCCUCUCCACGUCCGACGAAGGCCGACGAAUACGUCUCCUUAUCCGGACGACUUGGAUUACGAAGAGCUCGGAUGCCGAGUCAGGUUGCUCAGCAUCAUUCUCUCGGAUCUGCCUCUGCAGCUUUGUGAUCAUGUCGAAACUGGUGAGACAGACGAAGCCAGUUCCUUCUCCACUCCUACCAACCCGACCAUCGACUCGAUCGUGCGGGCCAAUGGCAGUGGCACCUCCUCACAGAGGUCCGUAGAGACCCUGAUUGGUGCAACGCAAUUUCCCAUCUUCAGAGACGCCGACAAGUCCAAGAGACGUAUCUGGUCUGCUGCUAUGGACGAAGCAGUGGCCUUGGCUAACGAAGCACUGCAAUGCAUCACGCGGGAUCGCGAGAUUGCGCGGAGCGAGCAAGACAACGUGCCAAUGUCCGCAUCUGCUCCGCCUCCAACGUCGACGUCGAUCUCUGCAUCUUAUCACACGGCAGCGAGCGGACACUCCAGCACGACUGUCCCGGCCUCUCUUCGCUUUGAGCCCUCUACGGCGCGCUACAAACAGCUCAGCAUGAUCGCGGAUCACAUCAAGGAUGCCGGCGGGCGCAUAUCGGACGGUCGGGGUGGACACCUUGCAAGGAGCAGGGUCAAAGAUGAUAUGCAGAGACUAUCGCUGUCGAUCAAGUACAGGUUGACUGCUCUUGCACCUGCUGCUGAGCAAAGUGUUGCGUACGAUUAG